AUAACUUAUUUCUUUGAUUCCAGUUUAUUUUCUUGAUUCUUUUUCAGUGUUUACCUUUAUUCUUGUGCUGGUCAAUUUUCUUGAUUGUGGUCAUUUACUUGUAAAUCUAUCGUUUUGUCCACUUCUUUUUAAUCAUAUGUUGAUAUUAUUGUUUACAAAUCCCUUUAAUCUUUGUGUUACAACCAGAAAAUUGGAUUAACUUUCCAGUGGAUUUGUGAUUUUAUCAGAAAAAAAAUUCUAUUUUCUCAAUCAUCUUAAAUUGCUGUUUAAUUUUUCACCCAAAUGUUGUUGAUAAUUAACUAAAUUUAAUCAUCUUUACUUUUCUGUUUACCUGUUGAUUGCUUCUGAUGGUCAUCAACAAGUUAAUAACAAUCAACAUCUGAUGAUUACCUUAUCCAUUGGACUUUUAAAUUAUUUUUCAAAGUCAACAAUUAAGAGUUAAUUGUUAACCUUAUCGCUUUUUGUUGACUAAUUAAUUAUUUCUUCUCCUUUAUUUGAUUAAAAUAUGCGGUUAAAGGAUCUAUUAUGAUACUUAAAGUUAAUCACAAUUUAAAUUAUCGUUCACCUUGUAAAUUAAUAUCUCACAACAAUUUAGGUUUACUGUUAACCUUGUUGUUAACAGCAAUCAAUUUAAUACCAACAUGUUUUUCCGAGUUAACCAAAGAAAAUUUAACAACAAUUAACUCACCAUCUUCUAGCAAUUUAAAUAAUCAACCAAUUAGUAUAAGUGAACUGACCACUCUAAGGAUUGACCGGAGGGAGGAUAUUGAUGUAACAACCACCGACAAUGGUAUUGGUUCAUUGGAAUCAGUUGAUUCUAAAUCAGAAGCUGUUGAGUCAACUGGUAAUCGUGAUGGUAACACGGCAGAAAUUGUAUCUACAAAAGUGACCUCAGUAAAUCAGAAUUCAUCUGAUGUUAAAUCAACGCCAUUUUCAUCUUUAUCAUCAUCUUCAUCUUCACCGUUACCUUUAUCAUCAACAGAGAAUCAGUCAUCAUCAUCCAAUCUGCCAUCCACAGUAUCAACAUCAACGACAACAACAAAAGUCCCACCACCAGAAUCAUCAUCAUCUUCAUUACCUGUUGAUGUAAAUAAACAAUCAACAAGUAAAUCAUUAAAUAGUGAUAGUAAUUCAAAUGAGCCUUCUGCUAAAUCAUCUGAAUCAUUUGCGCCAUCAGCGAUUAGGCAAAAUGUCACGGAAGUUGCUUCAAGAAGAGAUGAGAAUCACAAACGAAAGGUUAACGGUAAUAAUCCAGUUGAUAUAAUUGGUAGUAUAAUCCAACUGAUCGGUGGUAAUGUGAAAUUAAGCCGACCGCCGAUCACACCAAGGCCCGUAAAUGUUGGCGGUGGGUUACCUCAACCUCACAUGGGUCCCCCUCCAGGUAGACCCAUGUUGAUACCUCGUCCUCCACCUCAACAGCAACAACAACCUCCACCAACCCUUGGAUUACAUCAACAUCAACAACAGCAACAACAACAACAACAACAACAGCAACAAGGAUCAGCUAAUAAUCCGUCACGAAUCAAUAAUCGAGGUCCACCAAAAGUACCUUACAUUGGUGCUCAAAAUGGUGGAUCACCUUUCCCACCAAACAUUUUCGUUGGCCCUGGACAACCGGCGGGCUUACCAAUUCCAAUACCGACCAACUUUAAUCAACCUUAUCCGGUCAUCCCGCAACAGAAUCCAAGGCCAUUAGAACAUAUUCCUUCCGGUCGACCACCAAACAGAGAACCAGAAGAAUCCGAGGUUCGACCAAAUGAAAUUAAUUACAAUAAUCGAAAACAGGUAAUCGUUAAUGAAGCAGUUAACGAUCUUAAUUCACUUGGAUCAGGAGGGUCAGAGGUAAAUAAACACCAACACCAUCAACAGCAUAAUCCAAAUCAACGUUACAAAGGACAACAAUCAGUGUUAAUUCAAGGAGAAAGUGUGAACAGUGCAAAUUUUGAUGAUCCACCAAAUCGACAGCCACCGGUGACAAUUGACUCUUCCCAAUCAACUCCAACAAUCAGCCAAUCAACUAAACAACCAAACUCAUUUAAUAGCAAAAAUAGUUACGAAUUAAAUGAAGGAUUAUCUCCAAUUAAUCGGACAACAGUUUUAGAACCUUCGAUUGCCCCUUUGAAUGAAGAUUUUAUCGUUAAACCGGGAUUAUCUUCAUCAACCUCAGGCUAUUCAAUUAGCUCUUCAGUUACACCUUCACUUGAUUCAAGUUCAACAUCUUCAACAAUCAGUCCAACUGAUAAUAGUGCCUCAGUACCGAGUGGACCUGUGACCGCUUGGUUACCCUUUUUUGUUCAGCCCAGUGUUUCAUCAUCAAAGGUAAUGUGGUCCGAUGAACCACCGCCCAUCAUAACCAAGCCCGAAGAACCCUCUGUAUUUGAUAUAACCGUUAAACACAAGAUUGGACCAAAUUCAGCUCGAGUUCAAGAAAUACCCAAAAUUGUACCAACUCGACCCGUUGAAUCUGCUGUGAUCAUUUCACCGACCAGUGUGAUUAAUCAAUUGUCACCUUCAUCCUCAUCUAGUUCAACAAUUACACCUUCAUUAGACGAAACAAUUGUCUCAACUGUUUCCUCAAAUUCCCAAGUAUCGCAAGAGUUUAGUUUCACUCUUUCACCAUCAUCGACAUCGACAUCCUAUGAAGUGACACGAACUGUUGAACCUGAACGAUCAUCGUCCAAUUCAACACGAAUCUUAUUUCCCUCUCGUCCAGUAACAAAUGAACCUGAACCCGAUAUUGUCUACGGUAGACCAGCAAAUAAGGAUCUCGAGGGUCCAGGUAAUCGGGGAGCCGCUCACAAACCCACUGGUUAUCAGUCUGGUUAUCAACCCUCAGGUAAACCGAUUAACAAUGGACAGAAUCGUAUACCAAUGACCACCAAGGAAUUGGCUCGUCCCUUGAUUCCAACAUCGGUGAUUAAACCCUCAAGUUCAUCUUCAACUGCGAUGCUUGGACGUCCCAUCGUUAUUCCUGUUGAUGUUGAUGAGGUUCGUCCAAACAUCGGCGGUGGUAGAGGAGGAAGUGUAGGAGGUGGUAGUAACGGCGACUCCCAAGGAACACCUGACGUUCUUACCGAACCAGGUCAAGGAUCAGUUUUCAUCGACGGUAAACCAACCUACUUCAAGAUCAGACCAGGUCCACCUAAACCUGUUGGUCCAACAAUGCAGGUCGGUUCCGGUGUAACAAUAAACAUUGAUAAUCCACCGCCAUCAAUUGGUGGGGGUAACAAACCUUUACCACCUUCACCUCAAUCUCAAGUUCCCGUUUCUGGAUUACCAGGUAAUCCAAGUACAAUAUCAGGUACAGGUUCAAGAUCACCACCCGGAUCAUCAUCAACUUCAUCUUCUACCUCGGUGGUUCGUCGGCCUCCCUUUAGACCCCGUCCAAAUACACCUUUAGUACGUAUUGAUACCUGCAUAGUGGGCGAUGAUUCGACCUGCGGUGCCAAUUUAAAUGAACAUUGUAAGACGGAAGUGGGAAUCUCUUCAUGUCAGUGUAAACCAGGUUACGGUCGAACCACAGUUCGAGGUAUGUGUACACCAAUAGCCUCAUUGGGGGUCUUCCUGAGAAUAGAUAAAUUAGGUGAAGCAAAGGUCACUUUUAAUCGUAAAUUGCUGGAUCCCGAUACGGAAGAAUUUCAAUAUUUAGAAUAUGAAACAAAUCAAGCGCUUAAUUCACUAUUAACAACCUCGAGAUUGGGUAAAGUGUUUAAAGGAGCAAAAGUGAACAAAUUUUAUUCCCUUGGAGGUAAAACUGUGGCCAAUGCGACAAUUGAACUUGAUCGUACCAAUGUGACCCGAUCACCGACAAUUAAACGUAUUGUACAACAAGAAUUGGUUCGAGUUAUCGCCUCGAACAAUAAUCGCCUUGGUGAUUCUCAACUGUUCGUUGAUGCCUCUUUACAUGCUAUUCCAAAGGUAGAUGAUAUCAACGAAUGUGCAAAUAUUGAUCUAAAUGAUUGUUCAAAAUUUGCCGUUUGCACCAAUGAAUUUGGUUCCUAUCGGUGUACCUGUAAAUCGGGAUACGAAGAUAAAUUUCCAAGUGACCCGGUAAAAUCGGGAAGACAGUGCGCUACCUGUUCACCGGCAUAUUGUUCAAAUAGAGGUGAUUGUAUAAUCGCCAACGGGGAGAAAGAGUGUCGAUGUCGAGGUAAUUUCAUCGGCUCAAGAUGCGACAUCGAUGGUGAGGUUCUCGGUGUGGCACUUGGUGGGUCAGUCGCCGCUCUCAUUAUAAUUAUAAUCACAUUCUUGUGUCUCUAUAUGUGGAAUCAAAGAUGGAAACGGGAGCAGCAAAAAAUGGAGGCCAUGUCAUCCGGAAGUGGUCAAACUUUUAGCUAUGUAAAUAAAACCCAAGCUGCGGCCAAUUACCGCUGUGGCCUGGAUGAUCGAGCUCGUUGGGCGACAAUGGCUCAUACACUUCCUGUUAAUCCAAAUUAUAACUAUUAUGUCAAUCCUGAACAAUUAAUGGCAACUAGUCAACAACAUGUCUAUGCUACUCCUGGACGAGCUCAAACACCCGAUGCAUUGAUUAACGAUGAUUCCUGUCCAGUUGAUUCUCGCCAUUAUCCAAGGCCAAUUAGAUCAAAAUCCCGUGCAUCCUUAGCCCCAGGCGCUUACUCCACAAUGGGAUAUGGAGCCGGAAGUGUUUACAAUGAAACGGAAUUUUCAACACGAGAAACAAUUUACACUCCAUCACAUGUAAUCAUCCCACCGCGGACGAAAUACUCUCCUUACAAUUAACUGGACACACGAAAUCAGGAAAUGGACUUUAAUUGUUACCAUUAAAUGUUUUUUCUUUUCUUUUGUCAACAUUGGAAACGAUCAAUGGAAAAGUAAAUUAGUAAAUUGUCCAAAAGAGGGCAAAUGUGAUUUUCCAAGAAAAACAAAGUGAUUAAGGAAACCGGAAGAAACGAUUCACCAUCUUUUUUUUUGUUUCAUCACAAUUUGGAAGCAAUCAGUUAAUUGUUAAUCAUAAUCUCUGUUUGAUUACAAUUGCCUCAAGUUAAUUAUGUAAAAAGAUACCCAACUGAUUUAUAUUAUACACAAGAAGCUUCAAUUUGUGAUAGUUAAUCAUUUCCAUUUGUUUGAUUGUUUUGUUUCUGAUAAUUAAUUUGUGGUUAACAAUAACUUGUCAACAAUUAAUUUAUCUGCCUAGAGAUGUAACUUUGUUAACUAAUUACUAUUAUGUGAAACAAAUCAAUCAAACGAAUGGUCAAUUUAAUUGAUUGUUUUUCCUUUUCCUUUUUCACUUUCUCCUUAUUCCAAAUGAUUAACUAAUUAAAUCUCUCUCUCUCUCUUUCUUUCGGGUUAGCAAACAAUUAAUGUUGAAAAUCAGGAAACUGUUUAAUUUUGUAUCAAAGUGAUUUAUUUAAUUACUACUAAUUAAUCCUACGUCAAUUGUUUUGUAAUUUUAAUUACUUGAAAACAAUAACUCUUAUUGAUUGUAGAUGAAAAAUUGCAUUUUUAUAUUGAAUUAAAAUAAUUUAAUUGUUCACAAUUAGUAAUCUAAUUGAGAUGACAAGAAAAUUCAAUCCUUUA
This is a messenger RNA of Panonychus citri (citrus red mite), 5538 nucleotides long. RefSeq lists its product as uncharacterized. The coding region runs from base 526 to 4740 and encodes 1404 amino acids. The record is from RefSeq and is a predicted model, not a curated record. The transcript has 5 exons. NCBI's taxonomy places the organism in Eukaryota, Metazoa, Arthropoda, Arachnida, Trombidiformes, Tetranychidae. Gene Ontology annotation, molecular function: calcium ion binding.